Messenger RNA from Lates calcarifer (barramundi perch), 2669 nucleotides. It is a transcript of the gene sirt3, whose product is annotated as sirtuin 3. Gene Ontology annotation, molecular function: NAD+ binding. NCBI's taxonomy places the organism in Eukaryota, Metazoa, Chordata, Actinopteri, Centropomidae. The coding region runs from base 487 to 1554 and encodes 355 amino acids. The record is from RefSeq and is a predicted model, not a curated record. The transcript has 8 exons.
UUUUUCCAUCAAGGGAGAUCUAUUGUCCAUGUCAGAAAAAAUCUCUCGCAUUUAGGAAGGCUUUUCAUACCUGAACGCAGCACACGUCUUCACGCGUUUUGUGUUAUGGGAAAUGUAGGAAGUGUUUCUGAAGCUAGCUAAGAUUUGUUUUCAGUAAAGUUGACUCCUUGGCAGCUGUAGACUGUAUUUCUAUCGCCACAUGGGUCGUUUGCAAUCAACAAACGACGGCUAAUUAAACAAACCAGGCGCUAAAGCUACGUAGCUAAUGACCUGAGCUGUGUGGCUGAAGUUAGAGUCUAUAUCGUACAAUACGGCACUACAGCGCAAGGAGGUCAAAGGACGACAACAACACACAAUUCAGCUGAAAGGCAGUCAUUAGUUGCUUUUUAUUUGAUUUAAAUGGAGAGAAUUUGUUAACAGCUCGUUUCCGUGUUUGGGAAUGUUCUUGUUGUAAAAGAGUCGUGUAAUGGAAGUCUGCGGGUAGUUAUGUUUGCAAUUAUGGCUACUUUGGUUAGCUCCUCAUUAAUGUCACCUGUCAGACUUUGCGGUUUGUAUCGCAGUCUGUGCUCAAGAACAAACAGGACGCUCUCUGCACAUGGCUUUGGUCAGAGGAGUUUGUGUCCAGGUGGAGGUGCAGGAGCUCUGUCCAGACAAACAAACUCUCCCUGGCGGGAUAGAGCUCAAGGACUUUUCUCCCGUGGUGGUGGUGCAGCAGCCAGGCAGCAGACCCUGGAGGACAUCGCCAAAAACAUUAGAGAGAAGCAGCAUAAAAGGGUGGUGGUGAUGGCCGGAGCUGGGAUUAGCACGCCUAGUGGCAUCCCAGAUUUCAGGUCUCCAGGCAGCGGCCUCUAUGACAACCUGCAGCAGUACGACCUGCCCUACGCUGAGGCCAUCUUUGAGAUUGGCUUUUUCCAUCGAAACCCUAAUCCCUUCUUUGCCUUAGCUAAAGAGUUGUACCCAGGAAACUACCAGCCCAAUCUGACCCACUACUUUGUGCGUCUGCUUCACGAGAAGGGUCAGCUUCUCAGGAUGUACACACAGAACAUAGACGGACUGGAAAGACUGGCAGGGAUUCCUCCUGAGUUCCUGGUUGAGGCCCACGGUACAUUUGCUACCGCCACCUGCACUGUCUGUCUGAGGAAGUAUGAGGGCGAGGACCUACGACCAGAUGUGAUGAGUGGGACAGUCCCGAAGUGUCCCACCUGUAAGGGCGUGGUGAAGCCUGACAUUGUGUUUUUCGGGGAAGAGCUUCCGCGGCAUUUCUUCAAGUACCUCACUGACUUCCCUCUGGCAGAUCUCCUGAUCAUCAUGGGCACUUCCCUGGAGGUGGAGCCCUUCGCCAGUCUGGCAGGAGCCGUGCGCAGCUCAGUUCCCCGUCUGCUCAUCAACAGAGACCCAGUGGGGCCGUUUGCCUGGGGCCGCCGGCCUCAAGACAUCGUGCAGCUGGGGGAUGUGGUCAGCGGCGUGCAGGCCCUGGUCAACGCCCUUGGCUGGACUCAAGAGCUGGACGCUCUGAUAGCUGCUGAGAAAAUGACAACAAAGACAGAGGAGUGACACCAUUUCACCACAUCAAGCUGGAGGUUUGACUCAUGCACUCAACACCAAAAACACCCAAACUACAGGACAAAAUCCAGAUGCACAUUGUUGCUUUACUGAGGAUCAUGAAAUAGCAGAAGUCCUGGGGUCGUUGGUUAUGUUAGUGGAAACUCACAGGCUGGUAAAGAAGGAAUUGCUAUAAUGGAAAUGCAGUAGAACAGAAAUAUUUCUCAAUCAAUUAUGACUAAGAUGCAGGUAAUGCAUGCACAGUGAUGAUGUGGUGGAAAAAAGAAAAUGUGACCUAGUAAUGAAGACGUACAAUAAUGUUUUAUUUAUUUAAUAUCGUGAAAUAUUGUGUAUUUCUGUGCAAGAAAUGCAGCUACAGCCUUCAUGGUGGCCUUUGUUUGUGUGAACAAUCGGUCAUUUAAUUCCACUAAACCAAGGAUUUCAAUACAGUUACAAUGGAAAUAAAAGUCAAAAUAAAUAUAAUGAAUAUAUAUGUAAGACUGUAAGGAAAAUACAGGAAAUUAAGUUAUUUUGACUUUCUAAGCUUUUCAGGUCAGACUCUAAAAUACAAAAAUAUCAGAGGUAGAUAGCAGGUGAUCAUUGUUUUCAUCAUCACUUUUAGCCAGUGAACAUCACCAUAUAAUCAUCAAAACAAGCUCAGAUUUCAUGCUGAAUGUCAGUGGUAUUGUAUUUAAACUUGCUGAGAAACAAUGCACAGAUAUGAAAUUGGCUCACAAAUAUAUGCUGUAAUGGAGGACGUCCAGUUGACUUCAAACUUUGCUGUGUAUUGCUGAGGACCCCGGGAAGUAGUCUUGUGUUGGUUUUCGAGAAAUCUUCAACCAUCACUUCUCUACAUGUUACUUGACUGGAAGAAAAAGUUGGAACUGUACUACGAGGGCAGUGCUGCACUGGGACAGUUUAUGUGUGCACAUGCCAGAGUUUUAAGUUGAACUGACUGCACUUUCUACGCUGUCACCCAGACACUGUUGGACUGGAACAGCUAACUCCAGCAGUAACGAGCUGCAAGAUGGAUUACACAGGCUAAGCAGUGAGCUCCUACUGACAGACACAUUUUGAACGGGCGCUACACUAGUACUUUCAAUAAAACAAAGGUUCAGUAAACACUU